UCAGCUGAUUGACGGAGCGCCGGGCUUGAAUGUUUACGUUAAACAUUGACGUGGAAUUUCGCCCACGUUUUCAUCAUUUUUUUAUUUAUUCAAUGUUUUAUUGAGUUUACUUGAGUAUUUUGCAAAAUCUGAUGCAUUGGUUUAAAACCACUUCAGGACGAAAAGGUGCACCAUAUCCCUCAGUAUCCAGGAUUGUGAUGUUGCGCGACAAAUUACAGCGUAACUGGUUUUUAAUUGGAAUUGUUGUCGUCAUCUCUCUGGCGAAAGCUUAUCCAAAAUUAGGAGUCAAAGGAGGUCCCCUUCAUCCAGAAAUUACUGUAAAAUAUAUUGCAGUAUCACUGAUCUUUUUCAAUAGUGGUUUGUCUCUAAAAACUGAUGAACUCACAAGUGCUCUGAAACAGGUUAGACUUCAUUUCUUCAUCCAAACCUUCACUUUGUGUUUUAUACCGUGCUUGGUUUGGCUGUUUUUGAAGGUUCUAUCACUUACAGAGAUUAAUGAGUGGUUACUAAAAGGUCUGCAAGUAGUUGGAUGCAUGCCACCUCCUGUAUCAUCUGCAGUAAUAUUAACAAAAUCAGUAGGAGGAAAUGAAGCAGCUGCAAUAUUCAACUCUGCCUUUGGAAGUUUUCUUGGUAUUGUUGUCACACCUGUGUUGCUGCUCAUCUUUAUGGGAUCAUCAACUGCUGUGCCGUUUUUGAAUAUCUUUGUGACACUAUUUAUGACUGUUGUGAUGCCAAUUAUAAUUGGACAGAUUGUAAGAAGAUUUAUCAAGGAAUGGUUGGAACGAAGAAAACCACCAUUUGGCACAAUAGGAAGCUGUACUCUCCUACUUAUAAUCUACACAACAUUUUGUGAUACUUUUUCCAAUGAAGCUUUAGAAAUGGACAAAUUCAGUCUUAUUUCCAUAGCAUUUAUUGUGUUGAUACUGCAGGUGACUUUCUUAUCACUGAUAUUCUUUAUAACGACAAUAAAAAGACUUAAUUUUGCACCAGCAGAUACAGUUGCUUGUUUGUUCUGUGCUUCUCACAAAUCAUUGACUUUAGGUAUACCAAUGUUGAAAAUUAUUUAUCAUGGAACUGAUUUUCUGUCAUUACUUAGCAUUCCUCUUCUAAUUUAUCAUCCUACACAAAUACUCCUCGGUGGUUUACUUGUGCCCACUGUAAAGUCUUGGAUGACUAAUGCUAAAAAAAGUGCCACCACUGCAGUCCCAGACAAGGCGCAAGAAAGUAUAUGAAGCAUGAAAUUUCGAUGCAGUUAUUGUGUUUUAACAUGUUUUAUUUCUUUUAUAUAGCUUUAAUCUUUUUUAUUAAUUCUGUGCACUUAGCAAAUUAAUAAACAAGCAAUAAUUCUAUAUUUGAAGCUAAUUAGCACAAUUAUUCAGUUUGUUUAUGUUAAUGUAAUCUAUUUGAGAUUUUAUUAUUAAAUUUAUUAUUGUAAUUUAAAUCUCUCCUUGGGUGUUUUUCACUUUUACAAAUGUUGGUGAUCUAUGCUGAGACUAUCACAUCAUUUUUUUAUGCUAUUAUAUAGUGGCUAUAAUAAUGCUUUACAUUUAGUACUCUUCACACACACACACAAAAAAACAACAACAUUAUUUGGCAAAUGGCUAUGAAUUUUUGAUUUGAUUUCUCUUUAAAAAUGUAUCCAACACCACCUUCAUUACCACUGUACAUUGUAUCAUUGUCUAUCAAUUACACCUGUACAUUUUCUUGGCUAAAGCUUUGUGACCAACACUCAUUCAAACUUCUAUUAAUGGAGUAUGCUAUGCGAAACCUCUUUUAAUAAAUUUUCUAUCCGUCCAA
Molecule: messenger RNA, 1797 nt
Organism: Styela clava
Lineage: Eukaryota; Metazoa; Chordata; Ascidiacea; Stolidobranchia; Styelidae
Product: sodium/bile acid cotransporter 7-like
Cellular component (GO): plasma membrane
Source: RefSeq, a predicted model, not a curated record